UAUUAAUAAUUUAUCAUCUCACGUCUACUUUUCCAGGCUCUAAAAUUUUCGAGCCCUAUCACAGUAUCACUUCUUCUCUCCAUUCCAAAAACCCUUUUCUAGGGUUAGGGUUUUUGCUUCUGUUAAUUAUAUCUUCUCAAUUUCAGGGUUAGGGUUUUUCCUCUACUGUUUUCAAUCCCUGGGUUACUUCAAUUAUUCUUUGAUUUGGUUUUUUUGAGUCUGGGUGUCGGCUCUUGUGUUUGUUCCUUCGUUCUGGAUCUGUGGUACUAACAGUAAAUCGAUGAUGGAUGUAAGAAAGAGAGGGAGGCCUGAAGCUGGCUUCAAUGCGAAUGGGGGACUCAAGAAAUCUAAGCAUGAAAUGGACUCCUUAUCAACUGGUGUAGGAAGCAAAUCGAAGCCAUGCACCAAGUUUUUCAGUACUGCUGGCUGUCCAUUUGGUGAGAGCUGCCAUUUUUUGCACUAUGUUCCAGGCGGCUACAAUGCUGUGGCCCAGAUGAUGAAUCUGGGGCCAGCUGUCACUCCAGUUUCUAGAAACCUGGCUGUCCCGUCGGUGGUUCCUAAUGGUUCUGCUCCAACUGCAGUUAAGAGCCGCUUGUGCAACAAAUAUAAUUCUGCUGAAGGUUGCAAGUUUGGUGACAAAUGCCAUUUUGCACAUGGUGAGUGGGAACUUGUUGGCAAGCCCAUUGCUUCAUCGCAUGAGGAUGCUCGUGCCAUUGGAACUAUUCCAGGGCGUAUGGGUGGUCGGAUGGAACCCCCUUCACCUGGACUUGCUGCUAGUUUUGGUGCCUCAGCCACUGCAAAAAUCAGUGUGGAAGCUUCCCUUGCUGGAGCCAUCAUUGGUAAAGGUGGUGUGAAUUCCAAGCAGAUCUGUCGCCAAACAGGAGCCAAGUUAUCCAUCAGGGAACAUGAAACGGAUCCUAAUCUCAGGAACAUCGAAUUUGAGGGAUCAUUUGAACAGAUUAAGCAAGCUAGUGCCAUGGUUUCGGAGCUAAUUGCCAGUGUUAGUUCUGCAAAUGCCUCAGCGAAAACUACUGGAGUGCCCGGGGGCGGCCAUGCCCAUCCAGGAAGCAACUAUAAAACCAAGAUAUGUGAAAAUUUUAGCAAAGGAUCUUGCAGCUUUGGUCAAAGAUGCCACUUUGCUCAUGGGGCCGCUGAAUUGCGCAAGUCAGGCGUGUGAUGAGGCCAAUCAGUUUCGUAAAUGGUUCAUUGCACUUGCUGUUGUGCAAUCUUUGUAUUAAUGGGAGCUCUGGUUAAAGUGCUGGCUGUGCAAUGCUACCAAGUGACAGUGAUGAAACUGUGAUAACUUAGUUUUUGGGCUUAUUUUUUAUUUUAUUAGAUCCAUCAUAGCUCUAGUGACCCUUUUCUUCAUUCCUUCCGAAUUUAUUAGUGUUGUGCUUUGUCAGUUUGUUUAUGUUAGACACGGUUUUGUGUGCCUUGAGAAGAUAUUAUCCAAGUCGCAAGAAUCAUGCAAUUAGAACUUUUCUUGAUUGCAUAA
Messenger RNA from Hevea brasiliensis (rubber tree), 1495 nucleotides. RefSeq names its product zinc finger CCCH domain-containing protein 14. The record is from RefSeq and is a predicted model, not a curated record. The transcript has 3 exons. Gene Ontology annotation, molecular function: metal ion binding; mRNA binding. The coding region runs from base 281 to 1177 and encodes 298 amino acids. NCBI's taxonomy places the organism in Eukaryota, Viridiplantae, Streptophyta, Magnoliopsida, Malpighiales, Euphorbiaceae.